AAAUAAGUGUCCGGACAGCAAGAAAUCAGGAGGAAAAAGAGAAAUAUUGCUGCUUUUUACUGUAACUAGUGGUGGAAAGCUUCCAACCAACUGUCCGUGAGAAUUUUUGUGUUUUUGGAAGUUACAUCCAAGUAAAAGUAAAAGUUUGAUUGCAUGACAAAGUAUCCAUCAACCAAUUCCCAGCUAGUUUCAUUGCUAAAUUCAGCUUGUAUUGCAUGAUUCUGAGCUUGAUUGGGCAGAAUCUUGGGGUUUUGGAAUUUUAUGGCAAAAUGUAGAGUAGAACUCUCCAUAUUUUCUUGGACACCAGGCGACUUUUGUGUACCACGAGAUCUUCAUAGGGAUCUUAAAAAAGCCAAGUUUGACUAUGCUUUAAUCGGCUGGAAACCUGUUUCAGAUUGAUAAAUGUGUUUGACCAUUUAUAUUCUUGCUUGUUCGCCUUUUCUAGUUUGAAAUUCAAGAAGCGGAUGAGAAUUCCAAAAGGGCCAAGCAAGGACAGGUUUCGAGGCAGUGAAGGACAGAUUGAUAAUCAUAAUACCGUCUGACUGAUUUGGUGGGGAGCUCAAAUCUUGGAGACUCAAUACCCACCUUAGAAAAAAUUGGAAAUCCAAGUGGAUUUCAGGGAAUCUGUUCAGAACUGAUUGUAAUCUUGAUAUCUUCUGAUCUAUUGUGGUCUAUUCUGUUAGCUUAAACCGUGAAGGGACAAUACCGAAUUGAGAAAAAAUUGGAAAACGGAAGAGAGAAAUAGCUUACAGGAAAUCGUUGAUAGAAUACAAAUUUAAUAGUUUCAGAGGUUUCCUGCGUACCCCAUGCUUGUAAGGACAGAAUCGAAUUGAAUUCUACAAAGAACGAUGAGGGCAAAAAGCUUUAACAGCUCUGAGAACUGUUUUGUAUUGAAUACGGGGCAUAAAAUUCCUGCUGUUGGUCUGGGGACAUGGCAGGCUGAUGGUGAUAUAUGCACUGAGGCAGUGAGGACUGCAUUGGAAGUUGGAUAUCGGCAUUUGGAUUGUGACCAUUUGUAUGGAAAUGAGGUUGAAGUAGGGCAGGCCUUGUCAGAGGCCUUGAGAGGUGGACUGAAGAGAGAGGAUGUCUUUGUGACCUCCAAAUUGUGGUGCACUACAAAUGCCCCCAAGAGGGUUGAGACCUCUGUUAAGGUAUGCUUGAAGAAUCUUGAGUUGUCCUAUUUGGAUCUGUACUUGGUGCAUUGGCCUUUGACUUUCUCUUUUGGGGAUGCCACUGAUCCUCCAAGGAAACCUGGUAUGGAAUUGAGGCAACCUUCACAUCGGUUGAAAGCAACCUGGCAGGCCAUGGAGUGUUUGGUCGAGAAAGGGCUUGUGAAUUCUAUCGGAGUCAGCAACUUCAGCAUACAACAGAUAGAGGAGCUGCUUAGCUUUGCAAAAAUAAUUCCUGCUGUCAAUCAGGUAGAAUUGCAUCCCUUUUGGCGGCAAGAUGAUCUUGUCAAAUUCUGUCAAGCAAAGGGUAUUCAUGUGUCAGCUCAUACACCUUUGGGUGUACCUGCAAGCAAUUUAUUAAGCAAUGAAUGCGGAUCAAGUGGAGAGGAUGAAUGUGAGACACCUCGAAUUGCAUUCAGAAGGUGCAGGUCUGUUCAUGUACCAAUGAUUAAAACAUCUGUAGUAGCAAACAUUGCAGCACGCCUCAACAAAACUCCAGAACAGGUAAUUUUAAGAUGGGGACUACAGCGAGGAACAAGUGUGUUACCACGCAGUUUGAGACCUGAACGGAUCAAGACAAAUUUUGAUAUCUUCAAUUGGUCAUUAUCUGAAGAAGACUGGAAGAAGAUUAACUCACUAGAGCCUCAAUUGCGGCUGAUAGACAGUGGUUACUCAAAUAUAUCUGAAGCUGGACCUUUACAAGCAGUUCAAGAGACCGAUGAUGACAUCGAAGGCAUCUAAUGGGAUUGCUGACAGUGUUCUCCAGGAUUCUGUAGAUUAAAAAUUCAUUUCAAAUAUAUUGAGUGUGAUCUUGCUAUCAUAUUAUUGCUAUUUCAGAAAGCUAUAUAUCAUUUCUCAGGGAUUGGAUGAUUUUUUAAAACUUGGCUAUGUAUGUAAUUUUCUAUAGAAUAAAAUACAGCCUCUUUGAUAUAGCAGUGAAA
Messenger RNA from Cryptomeria japonica (Japanese cedar), 2110 nucleotides. RefSeq names its product aldo-keto reductase family 4 member C10. Gene Ontology annotation, cellular component: cytosol. The record is from RefSeq and is a predicted model, not a curated record. Lineage: Eukaryota; Viridiplantae; Streptophyta; Pinopsida; Cupressales; Cupressaceae. The transcript is spliced from 4 exons. Gene Ontology annotation, molecular function: aldose reductase (NADPH) activity. The coding region runs from base 849 to 1910 and encodes 353 amino acids.